UAAGCUAGCUAGCUAGCUACUAAUUUAUCAUCAGCAUCAUCAAAUUGCCAAAAUGGCCAGCCAUGAGCAAAACCAGCUUCAAACUCACAAAGUAGGGAUAAUUGGCGCUGGUAUUAGCGGCAUCGCCGCCGCUAAACAACUCGCCCAUUACAAUCCUUUGGUGUUUGAAGCCACAGACUCAAUUGGAGGUGUUUGGAAACACUGUUCUUUUACUUCCACUACACUCCAAACCCCGCGAUGCGAUUUCGAGUUCUCGGAUUUUCCUUGGCCUCAAAGGGAUAACUCCACUUUCCCUACAUAUCAAGAAAUCCUGGAAUAUUUACAUAGCUAUGCUACACAUUUUGAUGUAUUGAAAUAUGUCAAUUUCAAUUCCAAGGUAGUAGCCAUCCGCUACAUCGGUGGUCGUGAUCGGGAUACUUCCCAAUCAGGGGACUAUGGUACUCUUUUGAAGGGCCAUCCUGUUUGGGAGGUCGCUGUUGAGACAAAUCAAUCCCAAAACGUGCAGUGGUAUGCAAUUGAGUUUCUUGUUAUAUGCAUUGGGAAAUAUGGAGAUGUAGCAAGAAUGCCAGUUUUUCCGGCAAAUAAGGGUGAAAAUGCAUUUAGGGGAAAGGUGUUGCAUACUAUGGAUUACUGUAAACUAGAUGAAGAUGGUGCUAGAGAACUACUCCAAGGAAAGAAAGUUGCCAUUGUUGGCUAUAAGAAAUCUGCCAUUGAUUUAGCUGUGGAGUGCGCCAAAGCGAACCAAGGAGCAGAAGGGCAACCGUGCACAAUGGUGAUAAGGACUUUACAUUGGACUGUUCCAUCAUAUUGGAUAUGGGGUUUGCCGUUUGCCUUGUUUUUUUCAACAAGAUCUUCUCAGUUUCUCCAUGAAAGGCCAAAUCAAAGCUUCUUCAAGACCCUGCUCUGCCUUCUUUUGUCACCAAUGAGAAAGGCAAUUUCCAAGUUCAUAGAGUCUUACUUGGUGUGGAAGCUUCCACUAAAUAAAUAUGGAUUGAAACCAGACCACCCAUUUGUGGAAGAUUAUGCAUCUUGUCAAAUGGCAAUCUUGCCUGAGGAUUUCUUUCAAGAAGCAGACAAAGGAAAUAUUUUGUUCAAAAGGGCAUCCAAUUGGUGUUUUUGGAGUGGAGGCAUUGAAUUUGAAGACCACACCAAAUUGGAGGCUGAUGUUGUUCUUCUUGCCACUGGUUAUGAUGGGAAAAAGAAGCUUCAAGAUUUGCUUCCUCAGCCUUUUAACAGUCUAGUUACAGACUCCAGUGGUAUCAUGCCCCUGUACAGGGGCACAAUCCAUCCGCUUAUUCCAAACAUGGGUUUUGUGGGGUACAUAGAGAGUGUGUCAAAUCUACACACAGCAGAGUUAAGGUGCAAAUGGCUUGCCAGAUUGGCUGAUGAGAAAUUCAAGCUUCCUAGUAUUCCAAAAAUGAUUGAACAAACAGCUGAAGAAAUACAAGUUAUGAAGAGAACCACAAGAUUUUACAAAAGGCAUUGUAUUUCUACUUACAGUAUCAACCACAGUGAUGAGAUAUGUAAGGAGAUGGGUUGGAAUGGUUGGAGGAAGAAGAACUGGUUCUUGGAAGCUUUUAGCCCUUACAAUAGCCAAGACUAUCAAGAAAAUAUAAAUAUAUAAAAAAUUAUUUGGUAGGAUUGGAGUCUGGUAAAAUAAUAUAUAAAAAACUUCGAUUUUAUCUAUUAAUUUCAUAAAUUAUAUGAUAAGAGUAACUUUUUGACUACGAAAGCUAUAUAUUUGAGUAGUUCGAGAGUAAUAAUAUAGAGAUAAAAAGAUCUUAUUUGUAAUGAAAUGCCUUCUAUUUGUAUUAAUACAGCUUGGA
Jatropha curcas is the source of this 1826-nucleotide messenger RNA. Its product is annotated as putative flavin-containing monooxygenase 1. Lineage: Eukaryota; Viridiplantae; Streptophyta; Magnoliopsida; Malpighiales; Euphorbiaceae. The record is from RefSeq and is a predicted model, not a curated record. Gene Ontology annotation, molecular function: flavin adenine dinucleotide binding; NADP binding; N,N-dimethylaniline monooxygenase activity.